UCAAUCGCAAUGCUCCGUAUAAGAAAAGAUUACAUAUUCCGUCCUGUUCCUAAUUUGAAAAUGUUUUGAGCUAGCUAGUAAGUAGUACCUUUUAUCUUUCCACCGAAUUCGAUCCGCCAUUUUUAUUAUUAAAGGAAUUCUUCCAUCUUUUCCCACUGCAAGUAACAUUUGACCAAAUAACGUCAAACGCCAAAACGUUCAAACGUCAACAUCAACAUCAGCAUCAGCAUCAACGUCAACGUCAAUGUCAAUCUGAGAGUCGAGGAAAAAGGAAUCAACAAAAGAUAAUGAAGUAAUAACUCUUAAGCAAUCCUACCUCUGCUCAACCAAUUACCUCAAUCGAAUCACCAACGCAGCAAAAUUCAUCGGAAUCCAUAUCUCAUCAAACUCAAACAUACAUACAUCAAUCAAUUAAUCGAUCAUUCAAUCAUUCAAUCAUUCAAUCAUUCAAUCGAUCAAUUCCAAGAUAUUCUCAUCUUAGAGAGAUCUUCUCGAGUAUUAUCCUCUUAUAUCUUAUUCCUCAUAAGAAAGAAUGUCUCGAGAUCUUUCUUAGAAUUGAAACAUAUUUCAUCAUUUUAUUUCUUUCUCACCGAUCCUAUUCGUCCAUCACCAAAUUUAUCCUUUCCUCAACCGAAAAUUUCCAACCAACCGCCCGUCGCAUAUUCGUUUUUCUCUCUUUUUCUGGACGUUUGAAUAGAAAAUUCCUUCCGGCAGAUUUGCAGAUCAUGGAUGAAGCAACCAGGCUCGUAGGGGAGCUUUCUAAAAAGCUUACCGAGCUGGAUCAUAAGGUAGAUUUAUAUCGAAAAGAUAUGAAUAAGGAAUUUAUUAAGUAUGAAGAGGAUUUAUUGAAGAAUGUUUCUCCAAAUCUUUCCAAGGAAGUUUCAACAAUAAUUGCCGAAAGAUUAAAGAAUUAUAAGGCUCUUUAUCCUUUCGUCUCUCCUUCUUCUACUAAUAAUAAUCCUUCCGAUAACUUUGACUCAUGCGCUAUUGGCACAGGCACAGGUCCAGGUCUAGGCACAACAAACACAGGUACAGCCGCCAACAACAACAGUCACAGUUCCUGCAAUACAACCACGGCUACCGCCACGACCACGACCACGAACACCAUCACGAGCUCCCGUGCAGAUGUAAAUCUGAUGACAAACGGACUUCCCAAGGCAAUGAACUCACCAUCAAGUACCGGUACCUCGGCGCAAACAAUUCCUAAUCAUACGAGAAAAGAGGAAGAAGAAAGUGACCGCCCAAGAAGUCCACAUGCGCGAGAGAAGGAAUUUACAGGAGUCUUUACACCAAGUUAUCUGCCAUUGUUAGAAUCCAACAGUCGAUACGAUCCAAGAUCCGAUCCGAAUAUUGAAGUAGAUAAUCAGUCAAAAGAUACACAAAUGGAUACAUCGUCGCAGUCGCAUGUUGAUGCAAGUACAGAUACUAGAUCUUUGAAUCCCUCUCCAGAUCUAACACGUCCUUCAACACCCAAAAGAAAGAAUACCGAUGAAAUAUCAAUCACCUCCAACAGUAGUAGCGAUGGACCUCGUCGCAGGAGCGCUCUACGAAGAACAUCCAGCAAUUCUAAGAAUACGAGUCCUCGAAGAGUUCGUUUCGAUGUAGAGGGAGAAGAGGUGUUGCCAACUUCAUCGCCGAAGGAAUUGGAGCCCAUCCUUCCGCCCUCCUUUUCGGAUGACUCAGAUGAUGAGGCGGGUUCGGAGAUGGUCGAAGACAUUGAUGCGCCACCACCGAAGAGAAUAUCUUCUUCGCAAGCGUUACGAGCUUUAUCCAGAGGGCCCCCGGAGGAUGAUGGAACACAAUGGACCACCGUAGUUGCCCCGCCAGACGGGUCAGCUUCAGUUGAUACUUUGGAAAAUGACGAUUCUACAAACAAUUACUUCGAUUCUGGACCAAGUCCCCCAGCUUCUCGCGACGAAAAUACCCCGCCAAUUUCCACACCGAUCCCAAUACAAAUCACCAUGCCCGAAGUCGAACCGCAAGCUCAAGUAAAACAUGUAGAGGCUCUACCAGAGGAUACAGAUGCCCUAUCGGAGGAUGAUAUGUUAGAUAUGCCACCUCUACGGCAAAUGAGAAGUCAAAAUCAACAACCUGCGCGCAUUCUAUCGCCGAGAAAGAAUGAAAAUCCAGAACCGGCAAUUUCUGCCUUGAAGAUCAAAUCGCCAAACAAACCACUUACACUCGAGACUUUGGAGCCCAGAGGAGAGAGUGAUGAGAAGUUGGACAACUUAACCUUCCAAGACGACGAACAAGAAGAUCUGUUUUCCUUUGACGAAAACCCAGAUCGCGGAAGCCGGCCCCAAGAUGAAGAAGAUGAUUCGGAUGUAGAAGCACCUACCUCGCCUAGUGUUGAAGAGAGUCUUGACAAUCUUGAGCUUUCUAAAUCUCCUGCUCGUCCGAUUCCACAUAGCUUCAUUAAUAACAAAGCAACAAUAGCUCCAGCCCCUGCACAUGGAGUUGUUGGUUCCUACAAAGGUCGUCCAUUCAGUAUGCCUGUUGUCAACGAUGAGGUACAUGCCAAUGCCGCAUCAAUGGGAGCAAUGAAUUCAUUCGUUGGUAGUGUCAACGGUCGCAGUGGACUUGACGCAAGUGAUAUCUUAAGCUUUAGAACAAGUGGAGGAGUGGGUAGUUUUUCCGGCACCCCAAAGAGCAUGAGUGAAAGGAUGAUGAUGGAUGAUUUGAUAGAGGCUGAAGGAGAAAAUCAGAAAAGCUGAAAUCGGAAGACCCAGCAUUGAAGGAUUUCACGAAGCCGAAUCAGGAACUCAGAAGCAAGCAUACUGGAACUCAUGGAUGGCAUACAGCCUAAGGGAAAUUGGUUCAUGGAGUGUAUUUAUGUGUGUAAUCUUUACAUUUGCAUUUUUGGCGUUUUACAGGUCAUCGAUUUCGACGUCAUCAGAAUAUGAAGAAUGAGGAAUCUGAUGAUUAGGUAUGGCAUGAGAAAGUGGGCGCAUCGUUUUUUUCUUUGGAGCUCUCAGCCCGGUUCGGCUUCACGAAUCCGUGAGAUCCGUAAGUGGAAUCAAGGCAUAUUUCACGCAUGAAGUUAUUGGAGUGGAGAUGUCGAGAGGGGUUGGAGAUGUCAGGGUCAGUGGAGUGGAUCAAAUGAUUAAAAUCAAAUUCGCACUGGAUGAUGAAUGGAUUGUAUAUGAUCGCAUUGGUUAUGUACUAGAUAGGUAAGCAGGUUGGUGGGUAUUUACUUAAUCACCGACAUACCAGCUACACACCUAGGCACCCUUACACACAUAACAAUACAUACUCAUCUUUUCCCAAUGAAAUAUUUCUCUCAAUUCAUUAUUGUUGAAAGAUGAUUUCAAUGAAGUCUAAAAUCUAUUGAUAGGAGGAUUGGGAGCUUGGAGCUUGAGGUAGGUGUUUUUGUCUUGGUUCCUGUAUAUGUAAGACUUAUAUGGGGGUUAAGGUUAAUGAAAUGAGAUGAUAAAAAUAUCCUUGUAUCUGCAUUUAGCCGUGUACCUAUCUACCUUACCCUCUUUGCUCCUUGCUUGCUUCUAGAACAAACUUUUAAUCAUUAUGGGAAAUGAAUUAGUAGGAUAUAUUGGAUAUCAAAUAUUGAGUAUUGUAUUGAAUGUUUAGCACUGAAUAUUGAGUAUUGAAUUUGGGGUAUUGAAAUUUCGGGUGUUAUUUAUGAUGGAUAGAGGGAAGAUCUUAUAGAUAGAAGGGAGUGCAGGAGAUGGACGGAUGCCCUGGUGUUG
Molecule: messenger RNA, 3704 nt
Organism: Sclerotinia trifoliorum
Lineage: Eukaryota; Fungi; Ascomycota; Leotiomycetes; Helotiales; Sclerotiniaceae
Source: the annotation of a GenBank genome assembly